AUGGGCUGUCACGUCAGCGUCUUCUCCUCCACGGCCGACAAGGAGGAAAUGGCUCGGAGACUGGGCGCCCAUCAGUUCUACGCGACCCGCGGAGUGACCGACUACACGGCGUUGGGCGUGGACGGCCCCAUUGAUCGGCUUCUGGUUACUUCGUCCGCGAAGGCCGACCUAGCAGUGCUCUAUCCACUGUUAGACCGAAAUGCGGUCAUCAUGCCGUUAAACAAAAUGCUCGAUUUCGCCGCCCGCCAUCAUAUCACCUGUGCCGUGGAGCAUUACCCCAUGACGUUGCAGAGUGUUAAGGAUGCGAUGGAGCGACUGCGGAAAGGAACCAUUCGAUACCGUGCGGUCUUUAGCUGGGAUCGCGCUCGCAAUGGAUACUGCGAAGACAGUCACUAUCGGUCCGGUACAGGGACAUGUUAG
Messenger RNA from Aspergillus terreus NIH2624, 420 nucleotides. RefSeq lists its product as uncharacterized. The record is from RefSeq and is a predicted model, not a curated record. Lineage: Eukaryota; Fungi; Ascomycota; Eurotiomycetes; Eurotiales; Aspergillaceae. The transcript is spliced from 2 exons. Bases 1 to 420 code for a protein of 139 amino acids. Gene Ontology annotation, molecular function: oxidoreductase activity, acting on the CH-OH group of donors, NAD or NADP as acceptor.